AUGUCAUCUACAAAAGUUGCUGCUAUGAAUGAUAUAGUGAAUGUCAAUAAUAUUAAGUCUUCAAAGUUGUUUAAAAAAUUUUUAGAAACAGAAUAAAGCGAAGAUAACACUUAUUUACGCUCAGGAGAAAAUACAAAUAGAGGAUUUUAAGAGAGUCCUUUUAAAAAGUAGCCAGAGUUCCCUGAAAAAGACUUAGAAAAUAUUUUAAGAACUAGUCAGAUUCGAAACGGAUAGUCUAGGAAUUCUUUCAACCCUUACUAUGAUAAUAAUUUGAAUAUUAGUUAGACUUCAGAGUAGUCUAACAUCAACACUUAGAGUGCUUUCUUAUAGUUACAGCACUCUUAUUUUCAGCCUCCUACACCAUAGUAUUUAGCAUCUAAUGAUUUAACUUAGUCUCCAAAUUUAUCUCAGCAGCUUCUUGAUAACCAUAAAAAGCAAAGUAUGUCACCUGAAAGAUUUUAUUUUAACCCACCAGCUGUGCCUUUGAAUAAUAAUUAAACUAUUAUUGAAGAUGAUUAAGAAAUGCAAUAACACAGCGAAACUUCCUAAAAUUAGUUAUAGUCAAAUAACAAUAUAUCAAGAUAGCCAUCAUAUGCAAAGCAUCCAUUUAAUAAGAUAAAUAGUUCUUUAAAACAAACUCCCUAACAAUAAAACUACUAUGAUUAAAGUCCUCCCGUAUAAUUUGUAUAAUCUUGUGAGUAUAUUCCUCCAAUGGCAUAAAACUAAAACUACAACGAUUAAGUUGAUAAUCAAAGGUAUUUGUAAUACUCUAACUAGAGAGGAUUUCAGCCUAAUUAAAGUAGUCAAAAGAAAUCUCUGAGUUAAAGCAAGAAUCAGGGAAAUCAACACAAUAACUAAUAUGCUUAAGUCUAAUAUCCAAACGAUGAAAUUCAAUAUCCUAUGCGCAGAGAAGACUUAAAUGAUAACAGUCGCUAAGCUGCUGAAUAAUAAUAGAUGGAUUAUGAUCCUGACUAAGAGGGAGUUUCAAGGAAAAGAAUUGAAAACGUUAAAAACACUUCACACAAUUACUAAAAUGUAGAUUAUUUUGAUGAUACCUCCUCGAAUCACAACCGCAAUACAGAAAAAAAGAAUUUAAACAAUAACAAUAAUAAUCUAUUUAAAAAUAGUAAGACUAAUUUAAUGAAUAUGAGUCAUGAAACUAAAAACUUUGAGAAAGACUUAAAGCAAUUCCAGCACCAAAUAUAACUUCAAGAAGAGCAAAUUUUCCAAAUUCAAAUUAAUCUAGAAAAAGAGUAACUCAAAAAUCGUACACUCGAAGAAACUAUCGCAGAACUCAGACGCAAAAUUGAUUCAUUAGAGAUAGAGAAGACUGAAAUUAGGUCUAAAUUGCUUUUAGAAACUGAAAAAAAUGUAAGAGAGUUGCAACAAUAAACUUCUUAAUCAAAUAAUUUAAAAUCUAAAGUCACAGAACUAGAAAAAAGGGAAGAAUAGUUAAGAGCAGAUAUUGAUAAAGCAAAGCAAGCAUUGUACAAAGAAGAAUCUAACAAACACAAACUAGAAGAUGAAAUUAGAGAUUACAAAAACAAAAUAAGUGAGUUGACAGAAACUUCACAAGAGUAUUAAAGAAGACAAGAAAGAAGAGAUGAUGAAAUCAUUCAAUUGAAGCUUUAAAACGAGUAGUUAAAAGCUAAAAUGGCCUCUAUUCACUUAAAUAAUGAAAGAAAUACUGAAAGACUUACUGAAACACAAAGGUAACAAUUUAGAGAUGUUGAAGAAAGGGAAGAAAAUCUAAGAAAAAUUUCAGAAAUGCAAUAAAAGAUUUAAAAUUACUUAAUAGAAAGUGAAAGACUUAAAAAUGAAAAUUAUAACCUGAACAGAUAGCUGCAUGAUAGCAAUUUUAGAAAUGAAAUCCUGCAAAAUGAUCUCUUUAAUUAGAAAUAAAUGCUUUUAGAGAAAAACCAAAAAGAAAAUAUCUUAUAAGUCAAUAUUGAUAAAGCUAACCUUGAAAUUCACUAGCUCCGAAACCUACUUUCCAGAACAGAGCUUGAGCUUAGAGAUGUUAAAGAACAUAACAAUCACUUGAUCAGAAAUUUAACAGAUAUUGCUAGCUAAAAGGCCUUAUCUGAUGCUAAUACAGAAUAAGGGUAAUACUCUAAAGCUUAUUUCGUUCCCAGUGCGUCCUUUGUUCCAAACCCUUCUAGUGAAUAACCAAAUUUAACUAGCAAUACAAUACCAUCUUAUAAAAUGAGAGGUGGUCUAGACCCAUAAACUCCUCCUAAAAGUAGAUCACUAGUAAACCUACAAAAAGCAGAAGAUACAACUUAAAAGCUACAAGUACAAACAUACAAAAGAGGGAGAAUGGCUAAUGAAUUAGAGCAGUUUGAAGAAGAAAAAACUACAUCACCAGGACGUUUAAGAUUCAAACCUAAAGAUCAUAAUAUAUUUGGUACAGAUGAUAAUAGUAGGUUCCAAACUCGUCAUAAUUAAGACUAUUCAUGGAGUCCAGCUAAGAAAGUAGAAAUGUAAAAACCUAGAGACCACAAUAUAUUUGGCUAACCAGCUGAUGAUACUUAUUAAAGAAACCCAACAAAAAUAGGCCAUUCUAGCUUGUCUCCUCAAAGAACAAACAGAAAUCCUUGGGAUGACAUGCCACCUGCUGGAAUGCGCAAGAGAUCACCAAGAAAUAAUCCUAUAUUGGGUAAUACAAAUGGCUUUGAUAAUAUUGUUGAAUCAGGUGUCAAAUACUAAGCAGAAAAAUCAGAUGUUGCAACCAUAGAAGAAAAUCUUAUGCUUAUGAAUUAAGAUAGAGGAUUACUUGAAGCUGAAUUAAGAAAAGUCGAGGAUCUAAAGAGAAAAUCAGGAGCUGAUUUAAGAAGAAAAGCUGAAAUAAAUAAAGAACUUUAAUAAUUAGAAUAGGCAAUACAAUAGCAUAAACUGUAAUUAAGAUAGUUGGGAGUUAUUUGA
Molecule: messenger RNA, 2925 nt
Organism: Tetrahymena thermophila SB210
Lineage: Eukaryota; Ciliophora; Oligohymenophorea; Hymenostomatida; Tetrahymenidae
Exons: 7
Source: RefSeq, a predicted model, not a curated record